Molecule: messenger RNA, 1749 nt
Organism: Empidonax traillii (willow flycatcher)
Lineage: Eukaryota; Metazoa; Chordata; Aves; Passeriformes; Tyrannidae
Gene: CUNH17orf58
Product: chromosome unknown C17orf58 homolog
Exons: 5
Coding region: 586-1701 (371 amino acids)
Molecular function (GO): protein binding
Source: RefSeq, a predicted model, not a curated record
AGCAAAGAGAGAUUUCAAAAUAAAGCCGUGUCGGAUCAGCAGAGCUUUGGCUUGGGCUGGACAGUCACCACUGCUUUUCUGCAGUCUGGAGGGAAUCACUGGAACUGGUUCCUUAAACUAAAAGAGGAGAUUACCAGCUGUGUAAGUGGAGGUGGCCAGAAAUCCCCAAAUAUGUUCCACUGCAAUGCACAUCCUUCACAGACGCAGCAAGGCUGUUCCAGCACCUUCCAAUUCCAAGAUGAAUUCUCCAUAUCCAAUAAACCCCGACCUGUUCUGUACGGUUCUCUCUACAAAGUGCCAUAAGAGGCAAGACUCUCCCCUAAAUAAAAAAUCUGUUGCUAAAAACAUAUCAUUGCCAGCACGCAGGGGACAGCAGCAGCACAGAGCUAUUCCCGAUGGGAAGAGGUGCUGGAGCACAUCCCUCCUGGGCAGGGGUGCUGGAGGGACGGCAGCAGCUUGGUCUUGCUCCAGUGGGUUGUCCAGUGAGUGAUUCCCGUUUCCCCUAAGGCUGCCUCUCAUUAGCAUGAAACGGGGGAAGGGCAUAAAAGACUCCAGUUCAUUGUGAGUCUGGAAAAAUACUUCGAAAUGACAAGCCAAGUGUUGUGGCUCCUCUGCUUUGCCAUUAGCUCAUCCUCGGGAUCCCUGCCCUAUGCUGAGAAAGCUGGCCAGGCUCUCAGCAAAGAUGCUUUUAGUUCAGCAGCUGCUGCCCCUGGGCAGGUGAAGCUGCCAGCCCGUGGCACCAGCAGUGCCAGUGGGAAUUCCAGGGAACGCUGGCUCCUGCCUCCCGCCCACCCGCAGCCGCCAAAGCCUCCCGAAAUCCCCUCCCUGCCCUGGGACAAGAAGAAACGCACCAAACCUUCCCUGGAGAACAGCACGGGGCUGAGGAAACACCUCUGGCAGCCCCUGGAGAGCCCAUCUGAGGAGCCUUUGCCCAGCUCCCAGGACUCCAGCCAGGCCAACAGGAAGCACACGGAUCGGCGCCGCGCCGGCGCUGCCAACAGCGUGUCCGCCCGCGCCCCCCACGCCACGGCCCCCCAGCAGCACGGGCCAUCCACACGGGGGGCUCAUCCUCUGCCAGGCUCACCGCAGCCAGGAGAUCCCAACACGCUGCUCUUCAACCGCCCGGGCCAGACCACCCCCCACAAACACCCCAAGCCCUUCGCCAGGACCCCCAAACCCUCCUGGCUCACCAACCGCUGGUCCCCCGGCCCAGCCCCCCGGCUGGGAGUGCUGAGGGAAGGUGGUGACGAGGAGAAGGAGUGUCUGACCCAGUGCAGGGGAGAGUGGGAUGAAGUGGAGGCCUUCUGUGCCAGUGAAUUUGCAGUGAAUGGAAUUGUUCAUGACAUGGAAAGCCUGGGGAAUGGAGUCCACUGGAUCACCCUCCUGGUGAACGGUGAUGGAUUGUACAAGAUGAGCCGCCUGUACGUCGUUCCCGAUGCCGCCUUCUUCCGAGUUCACAUCCUGCUUGUGGAUACUUUGAACUGCAGUAAACCCUGUCCAGACUUCAAACUUGGGAGCAGGUACAUCGUGAUGGGGCGGAUCUUCCACAAGCGCCGGGAGCUGCCGGCGGAGCUGCUGCCGGCGCUGCAGGGGCGGCUCCGCCCGGGCGAUGGCUGGAUCGGGAACAGCGGCGGCUUCGUCAGGAGGUUCAACAGGAAAAGGGAUCACAGGGUGCAGGCGGCGCGUUCCAAGUGUCCCUGAGGGCCGGUGGCUCCGUCCAGGACACGGGGAGCAGCGGGAUCCAUCCCC